GCCGCCAGACCGGACGCACUGCCCGUUGCUUCUGGUCGGUCGGAGCUCCGCCCGCUAGCCAGUUCCCGCUCCAUUCUCUCCUCUCAUUGGAGCGAUCCCAAACACGGCGGCGAGGUCAGAGGUCAGCCAUGGGGUCGGCCGCCAGGCGAGGCAGACGUCCGAGUGUAGACGGACAAGGUGCUUGGGACCGAGGGGCGGGCGGUGGUCGGGUCACGGCUGUGGAGCCCCCGUGGACGCCCCCCAGCCCUGUCCCGCCCACAGCCACACCGGCCCCCAUGCGUGUUUCCCGUCACCGCGGUGACCGUGGUCGACGUGGCGACCGCGGUACCGUGGUCCCCAUGGUGACCGUGGUCGACGUGGCGACCGUGGUGCAGUGUUCACCUGGUCACCGUGGUCAUCGUGGUACCAUGGUGACCGUGGUUACUGGUCCCCCUGGUGACCGUGGCCCCCUGGGCCCCGUGUUCUCCGUGGUUACAGUGGUUACCGGGGCUUCCAAACAGCUGUUGCACCACUGCUUCGCCGUGGAGACGGGCCGCAGCACGUCUGCAUUCUUUGUUGUUCCUGAGAGGGGGCGGGGCCUCCGAGAGGGGGAGGAGCCUCUGUUUGGACGCACCCUGGCACCCUGCCUGAGGGAGCGGGCAUUGUGAUCAGAUGAACCGCUCCCCAGGGGUCGGAGCUCUGAAUGGGUCUCUGGUCCACACCAGACGCCCUCGCACUCCUCAAUGGAGCCGAGUCCUUUCCCUCCUCUCUCCUUCUGUCCUCUUUGUGUUCCCUUCCUUGAUGUGCCAUCCUGUGUGUCAUCACACGCAGCUCACACCGAGAGGCGGAUCAGAGCGGGCUCUACUUUAUCACUCUGAGGUCUCACCCCAGGAGAACGUUAGUGAGAUGGUGGGUACUCUUUAGUACAGGACUCAGUCCGCACUACGCCCCGGUGCCUGCGGGGGCAGCUGUGAGUCGGUAUUUGUACCCUCAGACACCGACUGAUGAACACAGAGCCUGUCCCUCAGAGAACCACCCAGCCUUCAGGGUCUGUGGAGAGAGUCCUCUCCACGGCAACGCACUGCGAGCCCGCUCAGACCUGCAGAACGUUCCUCUGAGCCCGCUCAGACCCGGAGAACGUUCCUCUGAGCCCGCUCAGACCCGGAGAACGUUCCUCUGAGCCCGCUCAGACCCGGAGAACGUUCCUCUGAGCCCGCUCAGACCCGGAGAACGUUCCUCUGAGCCCGCUCAGACCCGGAGAACGUUCCUCAUCUCCUCCUCCCUUCCUCAGGGUGUAAAGGGAGGGCUGAAUGCAGAUCAGUUUGUCCCCGGGGUGUUUCCACGUCCCCGAAGCAGAGCUGUGACGUUGGACACGUGGGUAGACAUGCAUGUGCUGAAGAAAGGGCUUUCCGUCUCCCUGAGACUUUGACUCUGAUGUCGGCAGUGUGGUGGAAACCCGGCUUCUCGGUUCGUUUAUCUGUUGUUCUCCCUCUGACUCGGUCUCCACCACCGAGUCGAAUGCGCUCGCUGACUCCGUUACAUCUAACAAAUGGAAAGUGACAACGGAUCACAGUUCAGCCAGGCAGCGCCAUGACAACCGGUCACAGCGGACAGACUGGGGAUGGAGACGGAUGGACGGAGAGACGGCAGUGGGUGGAGGGCUCCAGCAUGAGGCCUAUUUUGACGAGCCUCGUAGCCUUGAACCAGUGCUACGGCCUAACGAGCAGCUUAUUAGUGUCUAUACCCCUCAUCGGUGACCUUUGGGCAAAUAUUGUUUUAUUGAAUUAUUGCGUUUUAUAUUCACUCAGCAUCGCAGUGAUGUGACGUGGUUGAACUUAAUGAUGAGGUCGUCUGGUCGGGGGGUGGGGGGGGGGGGGGGGGGGG
Molecule: messenger RNA, 1863 nt
Organism: Gadus morhua (Atlantic cod)
Lineage: Eukaryota; Metazoa; Chordata; Actinopteri; Gadiformes; Gadidae
Product: collagen alpha-1(IV) chain-like
Exons: 2
Coding region: 129-647 (172 amino acids)
Source: RefSeq, a predicted model, not a curated record